GCGCAGCUGGAGCUCCUCUGAUAGCACGCGUCGCGACGCGCACUGUUCAGAGACCAGCCGCGCUGUCAACAUGUUUCUGCUCGGAUUCAGCCUGUGCCUGGCCAUCGUCUAUGGAAUUGUCCCCGAAAUAUCCAAAACAGACAUGGACAUCAUUUCAAACAUGGUAACAAAUGUAGAAGAAGGACAAACGCCGCUGAGCGAUAUGUUCAGAGAGGUGGAGGAGGAACUGAUGGAGGACACGCAGCAGAAGCUGGAGGACGCGGUGCAGCAGAUGGACAAUGAGACAGCAAAAUCCAGCCUCCAUCCACACAACGUCUCUGCAAACCUCCGAAAUUACAGUAUGGAAAUCAUAGCUGGGAAUCAAUCCAUUUAUACUGCUGAGAGAAUCAAUAAGACAACAGACAAUUCAACCGAAGUGACACACAACUCAACAACCAUACAGCCCAGAGAUGAAGAGAACAGCAUUGAUCACACGUGUACCAAAGAUGAGGAAUGCUGUGUGGGACAGCUGUGUGUGUGGGGUCAGUGUGCAGACGGCACAAAGGGAGACGCAGGAACCAUCUGUCAGUCCCAGAGUGAUUGCAAGAAGGAGUUCUGCUGUGCCUACCAUAAAGCCCUGCUGCUCCCAGUUUGCAACUCUAAGCCAAUAGAACGUGAGCGCUGUAUCAUUUCAGCCAAUCACCUGAUAGCGCAUCGGUCAUGGGAUUUGAAGGCGGAGGGUCCUCAAAAGCACUGCCCAUGUGCCGGUGACCUGCAGUGCCAACAUCUUGGGUAGAAAUGUUUUC
This is a messenger RNA of Sinocyclocheilus grahami, 785 nucleotides long. RefSeq names its product dickkopf-related protein 3-like. Gene Ontology annotation, biological process: multicellular organism development; negative regulation of canonical Wnt signaling pathway. Gene Ontology annotation, molecular function: receptor antagonist activity; co-receptor binding. Lineage: Eukaryota; Metazoa; Chordata; Actinopteri; Cypriniformes; Cyprinidae. Gene Ontology annotation, cellular component: extracellular region. The coding region runs from base 71 to 775 and encodes 234 amino acids. The record is from RefSeq and is a predicted model, not a curated record. The transcript is spliced from 5 exons.